Eublepharis macularius is the source of this 873-nucleotide messenger RNA. It is a transcript of the gene HSPB1, whose product is annotated as heat shock protein family B (small) member 1. The transcript has 3 exons. Gene Ontology annotation, biological process: protein refolding; response to heat. Bases 64 to 708 code for a protein of 214 amino acids. NCBI's taxonomy places the organism in Eukaryota, Metazoa, Chordata, Lepidosauria, Squamata, Eublepharidae. The record is from RefSeq and is a predicted model, not a curated record. Gene Ontology annotation, molecular function: protein folding chaperone.
GGCGGCAGUUGCUCCUCGCAGUCAGAGCCCAAACGGAGCUCCGGCACAACUCCUGGACGAGACAUGUCGGAACGCCAGGUGCCUUUCACCUUCCUGCGCACCCCCAGCUGGGAUCCCUUCCGGGACUGGUAUCGGGGCAGCCGCCUCUUUGAGCAGUCCUUUGGAAUGCCUCUCAUCCCUGAAGAUUGGUACAAAUGGCCUGUGGGGACCAGCAGCUGGCCGGGCUAUAUCCGCCCGCUGGCCAGCAUCAGCCCCGAACCUGUAGCUGCUGGUCCCAUUGUCACCUCACCGACUGCCAACCCAGCCUACAACCGGGCCCUGAGCCGCCAACUGAGCAGUGGCAUUUCUGAGAUUCGGCAAACUUCAGACACCUGGAAAGUGGCCUUGGAUGUCAACCAUUUCGCACCGGAGGAACUGGUGGUAAAGACCAAGGAUGGGGUGGUGGAGAUAACUGGUAAGCAUGAAGAAAGACAAGAUGAGCAUGGGUUCAUUUCCAGAUGUUUCACCAGAAAAUACACACUUCCCCCUGGUAUCGAACCUGCCAUAGUCCGUUCGUCACUGUCCCCUGACGGCACACUGACAGUGGAAGCUCCAUUGCCCAAACCAGCCAUCCAGUCUGCAGAGAUCAAGAUUCCCGUCACCUUCGAGGCCCACGCCCAGAUCCCGCCAUCAGAGGCUAAGAAGCCUGUGGAAGCAGCCAAGAAAUAAGGGCCUCUGGAGAUCCGCGGCCUGUCUCUAGGAGGGGGGAAAAGGGCAUUUCAGAUCCUCGUUGAUUCCUUUUUAUAAAGCUGUUCUUGCAUUUGCUCCACACCACACAUUAAUUUGUAAAGCUUUCCUGUGAUCCAUUAAAAGAGAACAUGUUUGCUCACCUAA